Molecule: messenger RNA, 1215 nt
Organism: Meyerozyma guilliermondii ATCC 6260
Lineage: Eukaryota; Fungi; Ascomycota; Pichiomycetes; Serinales; Debaryomycetaceae
Gene: HEM15
Product: ferrochelatase
Exons: 1
Coding region: 1-1215 (404 amino acids)
Biological process (GO): heme biosynthetic process
Molecular function (GO): protoporphyrin ferrochelatase activity
Source: RefSeq, a predicted model, not a curated record
AUGCAUGUGCCUAGACAAAUUUUAAAUUUCGCAGCAAUCUAUUUCAUCAGUGGCACCUGCUUGCGAAUUACCAUGUUUCGUAGAACAGGAUUUCAGCCUAUAAAUGGCUUUGCUAGAACAUUUGCUAGGUUCAACUCCACCAAGAAUGGCACAGGAGUGGUUUUCAUGAACAUGGGUGGCCCAUCAAAAGUCAAAGAAACGUACGAUUUUUUGCUUCGAUUGUUCUCCGACGGCGAUUUGAUACCGUUUGGAAUCUUUCAAAAGCCUUUGGCCAAGUUUAUUGCGAAGCGCAGAACUCCCUCGAUUGAAAAGAACUAUCAGGAUAUUGGCGGAGGUUCACCUAUCAGAUAUUGGUCCGAAUACCAAUGUAAAAAAGUUUGCGAGAUUUUGGACAAGAAUCGGCCCCAGUCGGCACCACACAAACCUUAUGUGGCGUUCCGUUAUGCCAAUCCCUUGACAGAAGACACUUUAAAGAAAAUGUUGGACGAUGGAGUUACUCGUGCUGUUGCCUUUUCUCAGUACCCUCAAUUCUCAUACUCAACUACUGGCUCGUCCAUCAAUGAGUUGUACAGAAAAACGUUAGAAUUGGACCCUGAAAGAAAGAUCAAGUGGAGUGUCAUUGACAGAUGGCCCAAACAGGCAGGAAUGGUGAAAGCUUUCUCUCAGCACAUCACCGAUAAGCUCAAUGAGUUUCCCGAAGAAGAUCGUUCCAAAGUGUUGGUUUUAUUUUCUGCCCAUUCAUUGCCCAUGGAAAUUGUGAACAGAGGAGAUUCCUAUCCUGCUGAGGUUGCUGCCACUGUGUAUGCUAUCAUGGAAAAGUUGAAAUUUUCGAAUCCAUACAGACUUGUGUGGCAGUCUCAGGUUGGACCCAAGCCAUGGUUGGGGGGACAAACGGCAAAAAUUGUUGAAUCGUUAGAGAAGAGAGACGAUGUCAAGGGCAUUGUCUUGGUUCCAGUGGCAUUCACAUCGGACCACAUCGAGACUUUGCAUGAGCUUGACAUCGAAUUGAUAGAAGAGUGCGAGAAUCCCGAGAAGGUCAAGCGUGCUGAAUCGUUAAACGGUAACGAGGACUUUAUUAGUGGAUUGGCUGAUUUGGUUAGCGAACACUUGGACAAGAAAGAACCUUACAGUUCACAGUUGGAGUUGGAUUGUAUUUUGGGUGGGCAAAAGGCCACUGGAACAUUCAAGCAUCCAGAUGAGAUGUUUCGUCCAUGA